GUUUAUUUUUCAUUCAUUUCAUGUCAUUCAUCCAGGCUUCCCAAAUUGUUCUAUUUCAUUCUUUUCUUUCUUUUUUUUUCCAGCCUACAAGUUUGGCCCACAUUCCGAUGAUCGCUUAUUCCGCAGCAUUUCAAAUAUUUUCCCCUAGAAGACGUCAGACAUUUAAGGCUUCCUGGUUGUCUCCCUCUGUUGAUCAGGUUCGGGGAGCUGUGCCCUUCCUCUGCUGGGGCCACCCACGACAUGCCCUUCAAUUUGGGCCCGGCUUUACCCAGGAUGGCUGGGGCUUCCCAAGCAGAUGGAGGCUUUGAAGGGAUCCUCCAGAUCCUAGACGGGAUCCCAGCAGAGAGGCUGAUUCAAUACAGGCACAAGCUGAGCUGCUUGCACCAAGACCGGAAGAGCUGCCAUCUCCUGCACAUCAUGAUCCUGUGGUCCUUGGGGCGAGACGAUGAAGCCAGGGUGCAUCUCGACAGCUUGAGGGAUGACGAGGUGGCCCUCCACCUCUCCCAAAGCCUCUGGGGCACGGGGGGAGCAACGAGGAAAACCCCAGAGCAACUCCAGAAGGACCUUGCCAAGGUGGCCCAAUCCGUGGCAGAGAUCUACUCACUCUUGGUUGAUGAGAAGCUCUGUGACCCGCUGGCCCGAGACGAAGCCUACAGAGAAGCUAUCCGAGCCUUUAAAGCAAGCCACCUUGUAGGAGCCCAACUCAAAGGUCUUCUGGAUGAAGCUGUGGAGAAGUGUGGACUGCAGUUCAUCUCAACGGUGCCCAAGAAAAAUGUCGAAGCUCUAGCCUCAGGUCGAUGGGAGUUAACUCCAGCCAGAAGGAGCAGUCUGGGGCCAAUCGUCAGCUCUUCUCCUCCCGAUAACCCUCAGUCUUUACGUUCUACAGGUAGCCCCGUCUCCUACAUCAGCGACCUUAAGAUCAGCGAGAGUUCAAUAACCUCCAACAGCCCUCCCAGCACAGGAGGCUCCUUGCCUCUACCAACAACCGGCCAAGGAGAAAACAUCAGAUCUCUAUCGUUGGCCAACAGCUGCUCUGCCAAUUCAAGAAAACCUUCUCUACCAAAUUCCAGAGGUCCCGGUUUACUGCCUCACUCCAAAAUCACACAGUCCCCCGCGGCAUCUGCCCAGAGUCCGCCAACCCCAAACCCAGCAUCAUCAGGAGAUCUGACGCGGACUUUUCAGUCCCCGUCUCUGCAGAAGCCGGGUUCAGCACUUUCUGCAGGAAGUGGUCUGCCCCGUUCCUCUGCUCCAGCACCAAUCACGAGUUUUGGACCUCUGCUGUCUUCUUCUUCUUCUACUUCAGAUCUCGCCUCUUGUAGCUCAGAACCUUCUUCUUCGAUGGUCCCACCCGACGAUGAAAGGCAGUUCUACACCUUCGUGGUCCUGCAUGCCGCAGAAGACGAGCUGGUGGCUUGCCGGGUGAAGGAACGCUUGGAGGCCUUGGGGGUCUCCAACGGGGCCACCUUCAGUGAAGAUUUCCUCGUCCCUGGGCGUGGCCAGCUCAACUGUUUCCAGAACGCCCUGGACCACUCGGCCUUCACGCUCGUGCUCCUGACUAGGAACUUCACGGGCCGCCUGUGUGAAUAUCAACGCGACACAGCCUUGAUGGACUCCCUCACCCGCUGUUGCAAGAGGAACUCGGUCAUUCCGUUUGUGCCUAAGGAGAACUCAGUAAAUCCCGUGCAAAUGCCCUUCCUGCUCGCUUCUCUGGUGCCCUUGUGUGAAAAGUCUCCCGUGUUUGAGAAGAGGGUAAAGAAGACCUUCACUCCAAAGGUGAUCCGGGAGAAGAAGGCCGCCUGGGACCUCCUGAGACAGAUCCAGGAAAGAGAGGAAGCGCGAGAACGGGAACGAGAAAACUUGUGGCUACAGCAACAUCUCGCUGUCCUCAACCUUCAGUCAUCCGUUCAACCACCGGUGGUGGAGAUGUCAAGAAUGCAAGCCCAAGGAGGCAAUGAUGCUCAAGUCUUUCCUCCUCCUGCAACGUCCUUUGUGAAAGUGGGGCUGGACCAGGCUUCCUUCUCCCAUUCGUUCCUGUCCUCGAUGGGUUCUCCCAACACAAUGCCAGGCCCCCAGCUCAUCAUCCAGAAUGCCCAGAUGAUUCAGAUCGGUGACUAUAACAAAAUGCAGGUGGAAAGAAGCAACCCAAUGGUUGGCACGGCCAAUGAGACCAUCGAGAGGGCACCGGUGGCGGAAAAGGAGGACAACUCCAGAGAAUGGAAAUGAGAUGGAUGAAAAAAGAAUGGAGAAAAAUGUCUUAAAAUUUCCUAAUGAGAAGCAUCAGUGAUCUUGUCGAGGGAAGGUGUUCUGACUGAGGCUUCCCGAGAGCCUGAAGCAGACUCCUUGUCCCGAGAAAAACCCCUUUUGUUAAUU
Molecule: messenger RNA, 2370 nt
Organism: Thamnophis sirtalis
Lineage: Eukaryota; Metazoa; Chordata; Lepidosauria; Squamata; Natricidae
Source: RefSeq, a predicted model, not a curated record